Messenger RNA from Trematomus bernacchii (emerald rockcod), 2003 nucleotides. RefSeq lists its product as uncharacterized. The transcript is spliced from 4 exons. The record is from RefSeq and is a predicted model, not a curated record. Bases 1 to 1317 code for a protein of 438 amino acids. Lineage: Eukaryota; Metazoa; Chordata; Actinopteri; Perciformes; Nototheniidae.
AUGCUAGGCAAAGCUAACAUAGCCGCACAGCUAGAUCAAGGGUACAAGAUCUCGGUGAAAAAGCACAAUGAAGAAGUGGACAAGAAUAGGCACGUCUUGUCUAAAAUAAUUGAUUGUGUGAAAUUUUGUGGGGGCUUUGACCUGGCUUUGCGUGGCCACGACGAGGCUGACACAUCCGACAACCCCGGCGUUUUUCUGGGUUUAGUUAAUCUACUGGCCUCGUUAGAUAGCGUGUUGGAGGAUCACCUUAAAACGGCUACGGUUUUCAAAGGCACCUCAAAGACGGUGCAAAAUGAACUUUUGGACUGCAUGUUAUCAGUUUGUAAAGACUACAUUCUGGAGGAAGUAAAAAAUGCCAGUUAUUUAGCUAUUCAGGCGGAUGAGACAACUGACAUUUCCACCCACUGCCAGUUAGUGCUUGUGCUACGCUACAUCGACCCGCAUAACAACGUCCAGGAGCGUUUUUUUGAGUUCAUUCCUCUUCAGAAUGCGAAUGCUGACACAGUUGCCACCGCGCUGAUGGAGAGGCUGGGCACUAUCCUCCCCGAUGGACAACAGGGCAAACUAAUCGCCCAAGCCUAUGACGGUGCAGCGGUGAUGAGGGGAGCUAAAGGUGGAGUUCAGCGGAAAACCUUGGUGGAUUUGCUGCAUUUUUUCUCCAGGUCAUUCAAGCGAACUGCGAUCCUGGAUCAAGUGGUGGCACACAGACUUCCUGGCACUUCCACAACAAGAUGGAACUUUCACAGUCGUGCUGUUAACACUGUAUAUGAGCACAAGGAGAACAUCCUGAGGUGUUUCCAGACGAUCAGAGACUCAGGUGACUUUGAUCCCAUAACAGUGAGAGAAGCCGGGGGCUUUGUGCGAAUGAUGGAAGAUGAAGUUUUUUGCUUUUUCCUGACAUUGUUCCACAAGAUCAUGCCACAUGUAGACAUGCUGUUUAGCCAACUGCAGAAGAGGAACAUCGACUCUGUCUACAUCACAGGACUCAUCAAGAGGUUCACCAGCAGCAUACAAACAAUCAGGGACUCCAUUCCUUCUGGUGAAAGCAGUGGAUCUCAGCAGCUGCCCACAAAGAAACGGAGGGGACUUGGACAUGAAGAGCAACAGCUGUUGGCUAGAGAGGUAUGUGAUACCAUACUGAGUCACGCAAAGGAGAGAUUUUCCUUCACCAAACACCUCAUCAGCUCCACCCUCCUGCAAGGAGACCUGUUCCAGCAGCACAGCCGAACAUUCCCUGAAGCAGCGCUGGAAACAACUGUGGAGGCCUACCCUCUACUGGACAAGGCAAAGCUCAAGACGGAACUGUCCCUCGUCUAAGACAAUGACCAGUUCAGGGCUUGCAGUGGUGCAGUUACUCUGCUCCAGUUCUUCCUUGACAAUAAUCUGCAGGAGACAUUCACAGAGACUGUCAGUCUUCUGAAGGUUCUUGUAACCACACCCAUGGCUACGGCUGAGGCAGAGAGGUGCUUUUCCACUCUGAAAAGGAUAAAGACUUUCUUGAGGAACAGCAUGACACAGGAUCGCCUGAAUGCUCUGGCUAUGCUGUCAAUUGAGAAAAAACUCAUUAGGAGCAUUCCUGACUUCAACACCAGAGUCAUUGAGAGGUUUGCCACUCAGAAGGAGAGAAGGGCAAAAUUCCUCUACAAAUAGACACACACACACACACACACAUACACACAAGCUCUCGCAGCAAACACAGAUGGCCGACCCUUAAAAAAAUGCGUUUCAUUAGAGAGACAAUUAAUGUUAAUGCAUAAUUAAUGCAGAAUGUUGUGAAGUUACUUUUGGAUACCUAAGAUGUUUUGUUCAACCACAAAGUCCAGGAACAUGAGUACUGUUUGGAAACCUGUUGCGUUCGACUCAUUUUCCCCAGAGGAACAGUUGUUUCUUGUUUCCUUUUGUCUUUUUUCUGCCUGUUGCACAUUUUGUUAUUCAAAGCAGUAAAAAAGGUGCUAUAGGCCAAUAAGCUGGAUAUCACUUUAUAUGUAGAGAGUAGGUUUCCC